GCAUCGGUCCUCUAUUGGUCGCCACUUUGCGCUGCAGCAGAUUCGGGGUCUGUCUGUCUAACGGACGCGCGCUUCAGUUGCACCGCUACUGUGGAAGGAGGAGAUCGUCUCUCGGGCUGUUCCUGUGAGAAGCAACUGUUGCUGUGAAACGUGAGUGAAAGAUGGAGACCAGGGUGGUCUGUAGCUCUACUCUUCGAAGGCGUGCACGCAGAGGCCUGGACAGGAUUUUACAACAAAUUACCAAUGACUACAACACUGUUCUAGGGGAAAAUUGUAAUAUGGAUGAAGAGGGGGAGGACACUGCAUACACUGUGAACAUGGACACAUCUGUCAAUGAAGAUAUGGAUCGAGGUAGUGAUGAACAAAUGGACUUUCCUCAGUGUAAUAGGCCAGACUCAGACCCUGACCCAGACUCAGACUCAGACUCAGACUUGUCAAAUGAUGUUUUUGAGCCAAGUAGCCUUAGAGAAAAGAUCUGUAAUUGGGCCCUCACCUUUGGUAUUUCCCUUGUUGCACUUUCAGCACUUUUAAGUAUAUUGCAAUUUUACCACCCUGAUCUGCCAAAAGAUGCUAGAACUAUCCUUAAGACUGACACUCGCUACACUGUUCAGAACAAGGUUGGUGGGCAGUAUCAUUAUUUUGGCAUAUUUUCUUCCAUCAAGAGGACACUGUCUCAGAUCAUUGACUCUGUUACUGAUUGUUUUACAUUGAAGUUACAGAUAAAUAUAGAUGGGUUACCUUUGUUCAAGAGCUCAGGUGUUCAAAUUUGGCCUAUAUUGGGACUGUUGGUCAGCGUUCCAAUGAAAGAGCCUGUUGUAAUUGCUUUAUUUUGUGGGAUGAACAAACCAAAUUCAGCUAAUGAAUUCUUAAAAGAUUUUGUUGUUGAACUUCAGCAACUGGAGAAAGGCUUUGAUUUUAAUGGGAAACGGCUUUUUCUGAAGGUCGACUCUGUAAUAUGUGAUGCGCCUGCCAGAGCAUUUGUAAAGUGCAUAAAGCCACACAAUGGAUAUUAUGGCUGUGAUAAAUGUGUCCAGCGAGGACAGUAUGUAAACAGACGCAUGACAUUUCCAUCUAACAAUAGCAUGCUUAGGACUGAUGAGUCCUUUGCAUGUGAGGCAUAUGAAGACCAUCAAAAUGGGCCAAGUCCUUUUCAUGGUUCAAAUAUUGGUAUGGUGACACAAUUUCCCCUUGAUUAUAUGCACUUGGUUUGUUUGGGUGUUGUCCGGAAGUUGUUGCUUAUGUGGCUCAGAGGUCCUCUUACUGUUCGUCUAUCUGCUAAUGUUGUUAAUCGAAUGUCUGAACACAUGAAAAAACUGCGGCCUGACAUUCCCAUAGAAUUUGCUCGUAAACCAAGAUCAUUUCGAGAAAUAGACAGGUGGAAGGCCACUGAAUUUAGGCAAUUUCUAUUGUAUACUGGCCCUGUCAUAUUGUCUUUGUAUUUGGAGAGUACUACAAUGUAUAACAACUUUAUGUUGCUCUUUUCUGCCAUUUCAAUUUUGAUCAAUCCAGACCUUGCAUUAUCCUACUGUCAGUAUGCGCAGACAUUACUUGAAACAUUUGUGAAACAUUUUGGUGAGAUAUAUGGCAACGAAAAUAUUGUUUAUAAUGUGCAUGGUUUAAUUCACCUACCCCUGGAUGUACAACAGUUUGGUAGUCUAGAUCGCAUUUCAGCAUUUCCUUUUGAAAAUCACCUCCGGAAGAUGAAGAAGCUUGUCCGCAAACCAGAGCGUCCUAUUGCUCAGAUCAUACGAAGAUUGUCGGAAAAACGUUUUGCUGGGACCUGUACGCCACCUGAUCAAGAUUCUGGUUUAGCAUUGGGUUCUUUAAAAAAACAACACUUUGAUGGACCAGUUCCUGAUGGGCUUGAUGUUCAAGGACAGUACGGUCAGUUAGACACUUUACAUACCCAUUCAGUUCUGACUUGCUGA
Messenger RNA from Melanotaenia boesemani (Boeseman's rainbowfish), 1928 nucleotides. RefSeq lists its product as uncharacterized. Lineage: Eukaryota; Metazoa; Chordata; Actinopteri; Atheriniformes; Melanotaeniidae. The transcript is spliced from 2 exons. The record is from RefSeq and is a predicted model, not a curated record. The coding region runs from base 162 to 1928 and encodes 588 amino acids.